Messenger RNA from Phyllostomus discolor (pale spear-nosed bat), 4054 nucleotides. RefSeq names its product indoleamine 2,3-dioxygenase 1 (gene IDO1). Gene Ontology annotation, molecular function: L-tryptophan 2,3-dioxygenase activity; indoleamine 2,3-dioxygenase activity; metal ion binding. The transcript is spliced from 10 exons. Bases 82 to 1281 code for a protein of 399 amino acids. Gene Ontology annotation, cellular component: cytoplasm. The record is from RefSeq and is a predicted model, not a curated record. Gene Ontology annotation, biological process: 'de novo' NAD+ biosynthetic process from L-tryptophan. Lineage: Eukaryota; Metazoa; Chordata; Mammalia; Chiroptera; Phyllostomidae.
UGGCAACCCUCAGAAUAAAUAGAUGCUCAGAGAGGAGGGCCAGAGGAGUGGGCUGCAAGAACGGAACAUCACGCAUCCACUAUGAAAAGCUUGGAGGAAAUCAGCAAAAAAUACCAUGUAGAUGAACAUGUGGGCUUUGCUCUGCCCAAUCCACUGGAGGAACUACCUCUCCGAUAUGAUCCCUGGAUUUCCAUUGCUAAAAACAUUCCUGACCUGAUUGAGAAUGGUGAACUUCGUGCAGAAGUAGAGAAGUUACCAAUGAUCAGCAUUGAUGGCCUCUCAGGACACAGGCAACAGCGCCUCGCACGUCUGGUCCUGGGGUAUAUCACCAUGGCAUAUGUGUGGUACAAAGGUGAUGAAGAUGUCCGUAAGGUCCUGCCCAGCAAUAUUGCUAUCCCUUACUGUGAACUCUCUGAGAAGCUGGGGCUGCCUCCCAUUUUGCUUUAUGCAGACUGUGUCUUGGCAAACUGGAAGAAAAUAGAUCCUGAGGGGCCCAUGAGUUAUGAGAACAUGGACGUCCUGUUUUCAUUUCCUGGUGGGGACUGCACUAAAGCAUUCUUUCUCACUUCUCUCUUGGUGGAAAUAGAAGCUGCUAAAGCGAUAAACAACAUUCCCUCCAUAUUCAAAGCACUGGACCAUCAGGACCAAGAUGCUUUGCAGAAGGCACUCCUUCAUAUAAUUUCUUGUCUGCACAAUGCCAAGGAAGAGUUUGAAAAAAUUCGUGGCCGUUUGGACCCAGACCAGUUUUUCAAUGUUCUUCGCAUAUACUUGGCUGGCUGGAAAGGCAACUCCCAACUGCCAGAUGGUCUUCAGUACGAAGGAGUCUCAGACAAGCCAGAAAUGUUUGCUGGGGGUAGUGCAGCCCAAAGCAGCAUCUUCCAGUGCUUUGAUGUUCUGCUGGGCAUUAAGCAGAGUGCUGGCGAACCAUCAGCCGCUGCAUUCCUCCAGGAAAUGCGAACAUACAUGCCACCAGCUCACCAGAAAUUUCUUCAGUCCUUAGAGUCAGGCCCCUCAGUGCGAGACUUUGUCCUUUCAGAAAAGGAUGAUAGCCUAACCAAAGCUUAUAAUGAUUGUGUGCAAGCUAUGGUCUCUCUGAGAAACUACCAUUUGGAAAUAGUAACUUCAUACAUUCUGAAUCCUGCAAGCAGGCAGUCCAAAAAAACUGCACCUUCCAAAGAGACACCAGAAAUGGAAACUAAAGGAACUGGAGGAACCAAUGUCAUGAAUUUUCUAAAGAAUGUGAGAGGUACAACUGAGGGGGCCCUUUUGAAGGUAGAUUAAUGUAACCCAAGCAAGGGUACAUUUUGUCAGGACAGAGAUUAUAUGUGUGUGUAUGUGUGUGUGUGUGUGUGUGUGUGUAUGCUCAUUAUAUUAGACUCACAAAUUAAUAUGCUACUCAUUAUAUUAGACUCACAAAUUAUUAUGUAACAAUUUCUGAAUAGUGCAUGAUAAAAGAUUUCAAAAUGUUUUUUCUGAUCUGUGAAUUCCUUGCAUGAAAACAAUAAAAAGCAAUUAUGUUAGAGGUGGUAUGACCUAUUCUAUAUAAUCAGAAUGUAACAAUAAAAGUUGAAAUGAUAUAAGAAAAUACCUAAAAGUUGCUUUAUUCAUAACUAUAAUUAAACACUGCUCCAAAUGAGACCUACUCCACACUGCUACCCUUCAUGCAGGGCGAACAGAUUCCUGGACUUCCAACUCAGUAAUAUCACACUUUCUCACAGUUACCUGUUCAUUUGUCUAUAUUCUCAUUACAAUAUGAGCUUCAUGAUACCGGGGACACUAUCGUUUACCAUACCCAUGCAUGCCCAGUUGUUAAUACAUAUGUAAUAAAUAUAUUAGGUAAAUAUUAAAAAAGGUUGAGUGAGUUUAUGAAUAAGUCAAUACGUGCUACCAUGAAGUCACAUUUGAAGUAUAAUUUUUCCUAGAAGGUCAGAGUUAUCAGGCAUUCACUCUCUGGCAUGAAUUUAUUUACCAAUGGAAUCUAAGAAAUUUAGGGCUGAAGAGGAACUUAAGAAUCAUAUGAGUCAAACUCACUAUAAAGAUGACCAAACUCAUUAUAAAGGCUCAGACGAGUGAGGUGGCUUACUUAGGGUCACAUGAUUAGGUUAAAAUGGGAGGAGAGCUUUUUUGACAACUUCCAUCUUUUUCACUUCACUUUGAGCAAGUGGGUUAGAAAGGAAGGGAAUUUGGGGAGGAAAUGGAUGACUUGAUAGGAUCUCACGAGGUAGCAAAUGGUCAGCCAGAAAAUGGGUAUUCUAUUAAAGACGAGAAGAGAAAAAAGGCACAAAGGUUGUAUGGGUAGAGGAUUAGCAAGCACUUUCAAUUUAGAAAAGGCUUAGCUCUGAGGAGAUGAGUUGGAUAUACCCAAGGACAUUUGAAGAAGGAAAUGUAGUCACAUAUUUCUAAAGUGAAACAUUCAAAAACAAUUUUAGCAUCAUUUCUCAGACACACCCAAACUAACCCAAGGAAAUCAAGCAGAAUCUCUGCUUACAGCAAAAUUCACACAUAUUACUAGUGCAUGGUACACAUUUUUCUCCUUUAUUCUCCAGUCAAUAUUUCUGCAAUAGGUGUAUAUAAGUUUAUAACAAAAAUAUGCAUGCAUGUGUACAUGUAUACCAAAUACAUAUGUGUAUGUACAUGAGUGUAAUUUUUAAGUGAUCACCAGAAAGAUCACCAUGUCGUAGAGUUUGAUGCUUUUCAAAAGCACUAAACUGAAAGUCAGGAGACCAAGAACUGGGGUUUAUUUUGGACACCUACUCGGUCUGUGACCUUAGGCAAAUGUUUCAUAUUUCUGUAAAAUGAGUGUGAAAAUACUUGCUCUGUCUCAUUCACAUGGUAACUGUGAGGACGGAAUAAAAUACAGUGCCAAAGUACUGGAAAAUAUAAAGUAGUACUAGGAUAUAUGUACAUAAGUUUUCAGGACCAUUUAUUGGCUCUAGGUCAAGGUUUUUUCUGUUCUUUCUGGUACACUGGUCACUCUGGCUUCACAGCUACACCUCACAGGGCUACACAUCAGGAGUUUCUCCUUCAGAGAUGGUUUUACCUAAUUAGCAUUGAAUCACUUUGACACGAAGAAUAUCUUUGGUCUCCUCUGCAAGGCCCCACAUUAUAUCCUCUCCUUUAGAGCAACACACCCACCUGACAUGGGGCGGAGAGGUGGGUAGUGGGAGGGGAGAGCCAGGGGCAUUGGCACUGACACUGCACUGCUAUUGGGUAGGUGAUGGCCAGACUAAGUCUUAGCUUGGCGUUCUCCACAGAGAGUGUAUACAUUUGUUCCUCAGAGUCGAUUCUCUUCUAUCUGUCCAAAUAAUGGAGGCUGAGAUUCCAAACACACUCAUAGAUCCAGAAAAUAAACUGAGGGUUGCCAUAUGGUUGGGGGGCUGGUGGAAAAGGUGGAGGGAUUAAGAGGUACAAAUUGUCAGUUACAAAACAGUCCCAGGGAUGUAAGGUACAGCAUAGGGAAUAUAGUCACUAAUAUUGUAAUAUUAAUGUAUGGUGUCUGGUAGGUACUAGACUCAUCGGGGGAACAUUUUGUAAGUUACAUAAAUGUCUUACCACUAUGCUGUACACCUGACACUAAUAUGUUGAAUGUUAACUAUAAUGGAAAAUUAAAAAAACAAAUCACUGUGAUUUUUGAAAACAAGAUUCCUGAUUUCCCUUUAAGUUGUCUCUGGAAUGGGAGAGGUACAACAAAAUACUGGAUAACUUUCUAAAGAAAUUCUACUAUUUCUUCUCCCCAUCCCACAUGGGCUCAUCACAGUGAGUGGUCAACUGGGAAGGGUUGCCAGAGGGUAAAGUUAACAUCCUAUUGUAAGGAAAGGUUUUAGCUAGAUGUAAUGAAUUCUUAGUAACAUGGAUCCUGUUUAAAUAGAGUUAAUGACAAUUCCAUCCCUGUCUGUGUCCUAGUAAAAUCAGAAGUUUGUAAUGGUAUAUUCUUCUACCUGUUGUUUUCUAUAAGUGAGGAGAAUUUGGCUUAAAAUAUGUAUCUUUUUCAUACAAAGAGUUCAGAAAAUUAAGUACUCUUGAUCUCCUAUUUUCUAUAAUUAAUUUAGACAAU